CUCCCAGGCUGCUGGGCAAAUGCUAACACCUUAGCACAGCGCUGUGGCGAAACAUGUCGUCGUUUAUAGGUGUUUUACGCGAGUCGAAUGGCCGGGCGGAGUCACCGGCCAAGUUGUUCGCCAGGAUGAAGUCGAGAGUCCAAAAGGAAGCUCUGGGUCGAGGCCACGGAGGGAACUUCAGCGACGAGCCCCAAGUGAAUGUCCUGUCCUCCACGGUCGUAGCCGAAGCGAUUACAUUGUCGCCGAUAUCAAGUCCAACGCGACCCUCGGUGGAACCGGACUUCACCGGGUUUGAUGUGCCUGCGUUCGUCUCCGGACUCUGCAGUCCGCGGAACCGCAAAACGAGAGAGACCGGACAGAGUCGCGCGGACGUCUUCUCGCCCGCGAGGACGAGGAAGCGGAAGUUGGCCGCCAGCACCGAACGUGCGUUGAACGAUGCUGCCAGUCCACCGAAGGAGAGGAGAACCCAACCCAGAUGCGAAGCCAUCCAGGAGAUGCAACACCCAACGACACAUGGUCUCAGACAGAGUGCUGCAGACCAUCAGACCCUGAUGUCGCCCGUCAAGGCUCUGGCUUAUUUACAACAGAAGGACAGUCGGAUUAGACAAGACCUUCUGAAAAGGAGCGGCGGCAAAGCUCUCAGACCGGUGGAUAAAGGUCUCCUCCCCCCAGCCAGAGGUUUGACACCAUCCAAAGUGGACCCCAGUUCAUCAGACGGUGAGGUCACGCAGACCGUCAGCCCUUCGUUACCAGAGUCACCUGAAGAGUCGCCACAAGAAGUGCUCGUGUUCGAGGACCCGCUGUUGGUGAACUCGCCAAAGUUGGAGAUCCCAAAGAAAAACAAGCCGUUGAUAUGGAAGGACAAGUCGCUGAGCACCACCUUCCCCGGCCAGAAGAGCGAGAUCCACUUGACCAAAUGGUUUCCUCGGCGGAAACACCAGGGGCUGUUCGUGGACGGGCUGAGAAGAGAAGACAACUCUCCCUGGAACAGCAACAUCAUCGUGGAGAGGAUCUCCAACUCUGUGGUGAAGACGGUCAGCGGGACGGUGUACAUCCUGUGUGGCAAAAUGGUGACCAACAGAAAGAGUGAUUUCCCACGCUGGUUUCUCAAGAACUUCUCUGCUGGAUUCCCUCCACACUGGCAGGAGCUGCUGGACAAGUUGCUCGCUGAAGGCGAUCGGACCGAUGGGAAGAGUCAGCCCUCCAACCCGUCGAAAGCUGUGGUCAAAAAGAAACCUGUCAAGUCGAGCAGGUCGAAGCCCCUGUCGUCACCUGCUGACUCGGACACGCCCUCGUCUGCCUCCUCCAGAGUGUCCCGCAGCGGGCGCGUCCUCAAGGCGCCGCUGGAGUACUGGAAGGGUGGCCGUGUGACCGUGGACGCGCAGAUGAACGUGACCAUCUACGAAUGCUACGACACAUCUGUGGUCAACACGAACACGUCCCCAGAAACGGGUCACCAGUCCAAGACGCUUCUGCCCUCUGACCAAGGAAAGAGAAACAGUGGCUCAGGCAGUGACCAUGGUGCGUCGGUUCAAUGCAGAGCAGCGCCAGCGCGACGGCGCCGCAAAGCGGUGUCGGACACGCUCGACAAACAGUCCAGCUCCGAGGAGGGGCCUCGCAGGCUUCGAGGCAGGCAGCGGUCCAGAGACGCGCAGCCCCAGGGAGAGCCUGAAGGCCAAGGGUCCAAAAGACCAACAAGGGGUGGCAGGAAAGCUCAGACAACGCUGAGACAAAGGACCCAGAUCACAUCGUCCACAGAGGACGAGGCGACGGAUGAGUCGUUCAAGCAGAGCUUUGUCGACAGGAAGAAGAUGCCUGCAAAAGGUGCGGCGAAGAGACCAGCGAGUCGAAGGGAAACAAAUGCAAAGGGAGCAACAGAUAAACCACAAACAAAAACAACACACACCAUCAAGAAGCCACAAGUUAACAAAAGCACGCCGCCGCUGGAAGACGUGGAAGCCUGGACGGAGGCUGAAAUGCAGAGACUCCACCAGGCUGUGUCCAGUCUGCCCAAACAUGUUCCAGGCUACUGGCAGAAGGUGGCCACCAUGGUGGACAGUCGCACCGCAGAGGAAUGUCACCACAAGUGCACCGCGUUCAGCAAGGCACCAAGUUCCGUCGCCAGACCAAAGAGAAGCGCAAAGAAGAAGGUGGAGCCAGCCAAGGAGAAUGGUCAGGUGCUCAUCACAGCCAGGGCCGGAACGUUACGGAGGAAGCAGCAGGUGCGUCAGUUCCUGGAGAACAUGCAGACAGAAAACACGGACGACGUGUUCAGCUGCGACUUCAUGCAGAAGAAGAAAUUCAAGCUCCCCUCCAUGUCCCACACCAGUGAACCGGACUUCAACCUGAAUGACUUGGAGCCCAUGACGCCCAAAUCCAAUGACUACAGGGAAGCAAAGACGCCUCAGUGUCAGCACCUCACGCCAGGAAUGUUUGGGUCCCCCGGCAGGAACCUGAAUGACCAGUACGUGUUUCAGCUCCAGAAGAGGAUGAAGAAGAACCAGUUUGAUGCCCGCAAGCCGUCCGCCAAGAGCUACACGCCAAUGCCAGACAAACAGAUGAGAAGAUGUGGCAACACAGAAAACGACACCUUCGUCGUCUGGGAGAUGUUCCCUGAGAAAGACUGCCCUCAGGCGGACAGCAGCUCACAGGAGGACCUCUACUUUGACAGCGACUGAGAGGAAGCCCAUCAAAAAUGUAUUUUGAGUUUUAGCAUUCAUCGACCUGCUCAUUCCCAGGACCAUUGUAAUAAAGUUACGAUUCACCUGCAGAAGAUGGUCUACAAAGUUUGUUCUGUAAAUGUUUGGACUGAGA
Molecule: messenger RNA, 2814 nt
Organism: Synchiropus splendidus (mandarinfish)
Lineage: Eukaryota; Metazoa; Chordata; Actinopteri; Syngnathiformes; Callionymidae
Gene: mis18bp1
Product: MIS18 binding protein 1
Exons: 17
Coding region: 54-2678 (874 amino acids)
Source: RefSeq, a predicted model, not a curated record